CCCCCGCUACCAGGAAGUAAAACAUGCAGCCUGCUCCUGGACUUUGACGUGACUGAGGUUGAACGUAGUGUGAGAUUUCUCUUCGGACUGGGUGUCUGUGUUUCGUGUGGUUCGUCUUCGCCCUGUUGAAGCCUCCGUGCUGUUUCUGUCAUGGCGCAGGAAAACCUGACCGUGGUGUUGCAUUCUCCGGGAGACCUCAGGCUGGAAAACCGCCCCAUUCCUGAGCCAGAACCUAACGAGGUUUUAUUGCAGAUGCACUCUGUUGGAAUCUGUGGAUCAGAUGUGCACUACUGGCAGAAUGGCCGGAUCGGAGAUUUUGUGGUUAAGAAACCGAUGGUUGUGGGGCACGAGGCUGCUGGACGGGUGGUAAAAGUGGGCUCAGCAGUCAAGCACCUUAAUGUAGGUGACAGAGUCGCCAUUGAGCCUGGUGUACCUCGCGAGACCGACGAAUAUUUCAAAAACGGACGCUAUAAUUUGUCCCCAACCAUCUUUUUCUGUGCCACACCCCCCGACGAUGGGAACCUAUGUCGAUACUACAAGCACAGUGCCAACUUCUGUUACAAAUUGCCUGAUAAUGUGACAUUUGAGGAGGGAGCUCUCAUUGAACCUCUGUCUGUGGGGAUCCAUGCCUGCCGCAGAGCCGGUGUGACCCUCGGCAGUGUUGUCUUCAUUUGUGGUGCAGGACCUAUUGGAUUGGUCUCUUUGCUUGUGGCCAAGGCCAUGGGGGCCUCUCAGGUCAUCGUCACUGAUCUUUCUCCAGAGCGUCUGAAGAUGGCCAAACAGUUGGGAGCGGACUUCCAGCUGACGGUGAAGAAAGGAGAUGCACCCGAACAGCUGGCUAAGAGUGUACCUGACACACUGGGAGCUCAGCCUCACAUGACCAUUGAAUGCACUGGUGCUGAGAGCAGCAUCCAAACAGCCAUCUAUGCAACUCGUUCAGGAGGUGUGGUUGUGCUGGUGGGUCUCGGCUCUCCAAUGGCCACUAUUCCUCUGGUCAACGCUGCCACGAGAGAAGUGGACAUCAGAGGCGUCUUCCGCUACUGCAAUACCUGGCCCAUGGCCAUUGCCAUGUUGUCGUCAGGUAAAGUGAACGUCAAGCCCCUCGUGACCCAUCGUUUCCCUCUGGAGCAGGCAUUAGAAGCCUUUGAAACCACACGUCAAGGUGUUGGGAUAAAGGUCAUGUUAAAGUGCGACCAAAACGACCUGAACCCCUGAACUGACGCCCUGCAGAAAAACCAAAUAGACCAACUGAGAGCAAUUCAGCAUGACAGGCACAAACUGGACAUUGACCCAGUGAGAGAUAACA
This is a messenger RNA of Acanthochromis polyacanthus (spiny chromis), 1306 nucleotides long. Its product is annotated as sorbitol dehydrogenase. Gene Ontology annotation, molecular function: L-iditol 2-dehydrogenase (NAD+) activity; zinc ion binding. The transcript is spliced from 9 exons. NCBI's taxonomy places the organism in Eukaryota, Metazoa, Chordata, Actinopteri, Pomacentridae. Gene Ontology annotation, biological process: D-sorbitol catabolic process. The record is from RefSeq and is a predicted model, not a curated record. Bases 151 to 1215 code for a protein of 354 amino acids.